UACUGAAGGCAACAUGGUUCUAAGGCACCGAUGCUUCCCUCUAAAAUGUUGCUGUCUAGUAAUAGCUAUAUUCAUCGCCCUGAGGCCUGAUACGUCAACAUCACAAGAAUUCUGCAUCAAAGACAGUGACGAUACAGCUUGCAAAACCGAAAACUUUUUCCACAAAGAUGAAGUGGUUGUGUUGACUGUUGCCACUGACGAUAACCAUGGCCUAGAGAGGUUUUUACGUUCUGCCAAAGUGUACAAUAUUGAUGUCGAGGUAUUGGGCAAGGGUGAAGAGUGGUCAGGUGGUGACAUGAACUUCCCCGGUGGUGGACAAAAAGUAAUUCUUCUGAAAAACAGGCUUGAGAAGCUGAUGAAAGCUGACAACAAAGAGAAAAUAAUACUUUUCACUGACAGUUAUGACGUCAUGUUCUUGGGGAAUUUAGAUGAGAUUGUAAAGAAAUUCAAGUCUUUUCCUGAUACACGUGUGCUUUUUUCUGCUGAACAAUUUUGUUGGCCUGAUGCAAAACUUGCAACUCAAUAUCCAAACAUUGAAGUUGUAAGUCCAUAUUUGAACUCUGGUGGAUUUAUAGGUUACUUGCCAGAAAUAUAUGAGAUUAUCAAUAGCAACCCAAUCAAGGAUAAGGAUGAUGAUCAAUUGUACUACACAAAGAUAUAUCUUGAUAAGGAUUUGAGGGAAUCACUCAAAAUUACACUUGAUCAUAAAUCAGAGAUUUUCCAAAACUUAAAUGGAGCUCUUUCUGAUGUACAACUAAGGGCUAAUACUACAGAAGAAUGGCCAUAUAUUGAAAAUGUGGUAACAAAAUUAAGGCCUUUAAUUGUCCAUGGUAAUGGACCAGUUAAAAAUACCCUGAACCAUUAUGGAAACUAUUUGGCUAAGUCUUGGUCAGUGAAUGAGGGCUGUGUGCUGUGUAAAGAGAAAAAGAUUCAGUUGAAGGAGGACAACUUACCGAGUGUUAUGAUGGCAGUAUUCAUAGAGCAAGCAACACCAUUUCUAGAAGAUUUUUUAGAUCAAGUCAUUGAUACUGAUUAUCCUAAGAAUAAAAUUCAUUUGUUUAUACACAAUAAUGUAGAAUAUCACGAGAAUGAGGUGGAGAAAUUUUUCGGAGCCUACUCUAAAGAAUAUGCCUCAGCAAAACGUAUAAAUUCUGGAGACUUCAUUUCAGAAGCAGAAGCAAGAAACCUUGCAAAGGAAAGAUGCAUCAACAGUGCAUGCGACUAUCUGUUCUCUGUGGACAGCCUGUCUCGUCUUGAAAGUAACGUUUUACGUUAUUUGCUCUCUUCUGGCUAUGACGUCAUCGCGCCGAUGCUAACGCGUCCUGGCAAAGCCUGGUCCAACUUCUGGGGAGCUCUCAACUCUGCUGGAUUUUAUGCGAGAUCCGCAGAUUAUAUGGACAUAGUAUAUGGAGUUAUAAAGGGAGUAUGGAAUGUGCCCUUCAUUACCAAUUGCUAUCUGCUGAAGAUGUCGCUGUUCAGAGCGCCUAAGGCCAAAGCUGUGACUUAUGUACAGGAAGGACACGACUCUGACAUGGCAUUCUGCGCGAGUCUCAGAGAGCUCAAUAUAUUCAUGUAUGUGAGCAACGAAGAGGAUUUCGGCCAUCUCGUUAAUCCGGAAACAUAUGACAUAACAAAAACCCAUCCCGAUAUGUACCAGCUCUUCGAGAAUAAUAUGGAAUGGACUACCCGUUAUCUGCACCCUGAAUACCUGGCUAACUUCGAAGAGGAUCGGAAACAUUUAAUGCCGUGCACUGAUGUUUAUUGGUUCCCCUUGAUGUCUGAUAGAUUCUGUGAUGAGUGGAUCGCUAUAAUGGAAGCAUACGGAAAAUGGAGCGAUGGAACCAAUAAUGACAAACGUUUGGAAAGCGGCUACGAAGCUGUGCCCACUCGAGAUAUCCACAUGAGCCAAGUCGGCUUGGAACGUCAUUGGCUACAGAUCCUGAAGGAUUACGUACGACCACUUCAAGAAUUAGUCUUCACCGGAUACUAUCAUAAUCCUCCAGCGUCUAUAAUGAAUUUUGUUGUUCGUUACCGACCGGAUGAACAACCAUCGCUGCGACCUCAUCACGAUUCCUCUACAUAUACCAUCAACUUGGCUCUUAACACUCCUAACGUGGACUACGAAGGCGGUGGCUGCAGAUUCAUCAGGUAUAAUUGUUCGGUUCGCAACACUAAGAAAGGCUGGCUCCUCAUGCAUCCGGGACGUCUAACUCACUACCACGAGGGUCUCCUCGUCACCAAAGGAACUCGAUACAUCAUGAUUUCCUUCGUGGAUCCAUGAAUUAUUCGCUAAAAGCUCUCUAUCACAGACAAAAGGUCGGAUGUACAGUUAUUUUAUAGGGUGACUCUAUCUUCCUCUUUUCUUUUUGAAAAGGUUGCAUCAUCCAUCAUGUAUCCCUUUAUUCAGUUUAAUCUCAAAAUAUGAUAAAAUAGUGUAGAUCCGGCCUUUUGUAUCUGAUUUGGAGCCAUCUAUAACAUAAUCAUAACAAGACACAUAUGAUCUUGCCUUUUAACUUACAUAUAAGCAAUGCAUAUGAGAAUUUAGGUCUUUAAUCGAUUUGCAUUUUAUAAUAAUUGACAACAGCAUGUACGACAAUCAGUAGGAAGGAAUGUUUAAUUAUAAGUAUGUACCCAGUAUUUGCAAAUCGUCUGACAAUCUAUUGAAUCUCAAUAUGCAAUUAUUAUUAUAAGAUAAAUUAAGAUUUUGAUACUUUUUUUAAUCAAUCAUAUGUCUACUUUUAAAUUGUUUUUGUAAUAUCAUAUAUAUUUGUGAUAUAUAUAUUCACAUCUAUAUAUAUAAUAUUUUUUAUUUAAAUAAAUAUUACGUAAACGAUUCAUUUAGACUUACGUAAAACCAAAGAUAAUAUCGCACGUAUAUACUGUGACGUACUAGAUUGACAGCGUUGUAACAAAGCGAUUCCUAUGAAAUAAGAAUAAAAAAAACUGUUAUAAAUUUUAAAA
Messenger RNA from Bombyx mandarina (wild silkworm), 2961 nucleotides. It is a transcript of the gene Plod, whose product is annotated as procollagen lysyl hydroxylase. Gene Ontology annotation, cellular component: endoplasmic reticulum. Gene Ontology annotation, molecular function: L-ascorbic acid binding; iron ion binding; procollagen-lysine 5-dioxygenase activity. Gene Ontology annotation, biological process: peptidyl-lysine hydroxylation. Lineage: Eukaryota; Metazoa; Arthropoda; Insecta; Lepidoptera; Bombycidae. The record is from RefSeq and is a predicted model, not a curated record.